AUGGUUAGACUAUUACCACCUCAAGAUAGUCUAACAUCAUCUACCCCAUCCCCAUCUUCUGUGUCUAUCCCAGUUAGGUCUCCCGAUGUUGCACCUACACCAUCUCCACCUCCGACUGAAGCUAGACCAUCUUCAUCUCAUGUUAAUGCACAUGGACCAUCUCCGAUACCUGCAUCCACACCAUCUCCAUCCUCCGUUGAUGCACGUGGACCAUCCCCAAUACCUAUAUCCACACCUUCCCCAUCCCCGCCUAUGGGCAACAUGCCUAUAGAUGAAGAUGUUAUAAAUUUGGCGAUGGAAGACCCCCCCCCCCUAAUGAUCGUCCUAAGGUUAUGCUAA
This is a messenger RNA of Glycine soja, 339 nucleotides long. RefSeq names its product vegetative cell wall protein gp1-like. Lineage: Eukaryota; Viridiplantae; Streptophyta; Magnoliopsida; Fabales; Fabaceae. The coding region runs from base 1 to 339 and encodes 112 amino acids. The record is from RefSeq and is a predicted model, not a curated record. The transcript has a single exon.